Messenger RNA from Paracoccidioides lutzii Pb01, 1299 nucleotides. RefSeq names its product farnesyl-diphosphate farnesyltransferase. The record is from RefSeq and is a predicted model, not a curated record. Gene Ontology annotation, molecular function: squalene synthase [NAD(P)H] activity. Bases 1 to 1299 code for a protein of 432 amino acids. The transcript has 4 exons. Gene Ontology annotation, biological process: farnesyl diphosphate metabolic process; ergosterol biosynthetic process. Gene Ontology annotation, cellular component: endoplasmic reticulum membrane.
AUGGUUACCAUCACAACACCAAUAUACUACCUCUUCCAUCCUCAAGAGCUGAGGUCAAUUAUUCAAUGGAAAGUUUGGCAUAACCCAGUUCACGAAAGGGACGAGAAGCUAGAAACAGAAACAGAAAAGAUAUGCUUCCAUUUCUUGAAGCUUACUAGUAGAAGCUUUAGUGCGGUCAUCCUCGAGCUGCAUCCUGAACUUCUCCUCCCAGUCUGUCUGUUUUAUUUGAUCCUUCGCGGUCUCGAUACCAUCGAAGAUGACACCUCAAUACCUUUGAAAACAAAAGAGCCAUUGCUCCGAAACUUCCAUAAUUUCCUAGACGAGGAUGGCUGGUCAUUCAAUGGCAAUCGCCCAGAGGAGAAAGAUCGUGAACUACUGGUUCAGUUUCAUAACGGACUCACCAGACUUUUUGUUGAGGCUGGAUUCGCCAACCCAGCGCUUUUGAAUCGCCCGGAGCUCUAUAUCUCAAUGGGUUUGUUUCUUCAAAAGACAAACAUUAUUCGGGAUGUCAAAGAGGAUCACGUUGACAAGCGCUGCUUCUGGCCAAAGGAAAUCUGGUCAAAACAUGUCGAUCAGUUUGAAGACCUAUUCAAACCUGAAAACAGAACCGUUGCCUUGAACUGCAACGCAGAGAUGAUCCUUAAUGCUCUUGAUCACGCUGACGAGUGCCUUUUUUAUCUUGCCGGGCUUAAAGAGCAGAGUAUUUUCAAUUUCUGUGCAAUUCCCCAGUCUAUGGCCAUUGCAACCCUCGAACUAUGUUUCCGGAAUGAGGCCAUAUUUGAGCGUAAUGUUAAGAUCACUAAGGGCAUCGCCUGUCAGCUCAUGGUCCAAUCGACACAGAAUGUGCGGGUAUUCUGCGAUGUAUUUAAGCUAUACAUUCGCAAAAUCCACAAGAAAAAUACACCCAAGGACCCUAAUUUCCUGAAAAUCAGUGUCGUCUGUGGCAAGGUCGAAAAGUUCAUUGAAUCCAUUUUUCCCUCCCAAACAGCGGAGCAGGCUCAUUUUCGGGCAAAGCAACAGAAAACUUCGGAGGAAACUGAACAAGCUCGACUGGAUGCGGAAGCUCGACAGGAUACAAUGUAUAUAAUGUUUGCCCUAUUUGGGAUCCUGUCCGUCCUUACAGCUGUCAUGGUAUGCUCAAAAACAAAGUUCACCGUUAACAUUGGCACAGUUUGGCUGAAGGGUCUCCAGAUAUUUGCGGCUUGGCUUUUUGGAGCUCGUUUCGACCUCGCUUUUAAGCAACUUAAGCAAGGAAAUUUCCGUCCUCCGCCACGUUUCUUAGAGCACCAGGAGCUGUAG